Molecule: messenger RNA, 803 nt
Organism: Pteronotus mesoamericanus
Lineage: Eukaryota; Metazoa; Chordata; Mammalia; Chiroptera; Mormoopidae
Product: odorant-binding protein-like
Exons: 7
Coding region: 75-584 (169 amino acids)
Molecular function (GO): small molecule binding; odorant binding
Source: RefSeq, a predicted model, not a curated record
CAAAGGUACUGCAUAUCACCAACAGAUAGCACGCUCCAAAUACCUCUGGCAGAGGAAUCAACCAGAAGCCAAGGAUGAAGGCCCUGCUGCUGACUCUUCUGGGUCUGGUUUGCGCUGAUCUGUCCACAACAGACCUCUCACAGAUCUCAGGAGAAUGGAAGACCCUUUAUAUAGCCACCAAUACUCCAGAGAAAACAACUAAGAAUGGCCCAUUCAGGCAUACUGCUCAUAUAAUUAAUUAUGAUGCAGAAAAUGGAGAUGUGACUUAUCAUAUUUUUGCCAGGGCGAAUGGACAAUGUCUGGAAGAGUAUGCUCAUGGGAAAUGGGUCGAAGGCAAUGUUUUUGUCUUAAAGUAUGAGGGUGCAACCCUUUCUGUAUUUACUGACAUAUCAGAAGAUUCCCUGGUGGGGUAUAACGUCAAUGUGGAAGACAAUGUGGUCUCCAUCCUAACCUUUCUGUUCAGCAAAUCAAACCAUGCAAAUGACCAAGAUUUCGAGAAGUUCAAGGAGCUGACUCAGAAAAUGGAUAUUCCAGAAGGAAAUAUUUUAGACUUUACCAAUAUAGAAGACUGUCCUGAAAAUUAAUGAAAGCAGAGUCCUUGAUUCUCACGGGCAACUAUGUCCUGAGAAUGGGGCACAUCUUCUCCGUGGGACCUGAUCAACUGCGGGAAGGAUUCUUGUUCCUGACCACCAUGUCUGUCUCUCUUCAUGAGCUCACUCCCUUCCCUCCCAGCCAGUCACCAAUCAGAGCCUGUGUGGUGUUCCUGGACAUCUUUGUGUUCCAAUAAACUGACUUCAGAGCAA